UAAAAUAAAGUUGUAUUAAUGUUAAAUAUUUUUUUUUUGCAAUAUCAAGCUAAAAGAGACAUAGGAUUACUGAAAGGAAAAAAAAAAGUUUUUUAUUUUUCCAAACUUUUGUUAAUUUUUUUGAAUGCGAGACUGAGUUGUUUGGUCCUUUUGUCUUAACAGUCUCCAUUUAUUUUACUGUCUAUGCUCUUAUAUAUCACACUUUGAGACCGGUGAUGUGCAGAUAUGUAGAACCUGAACAGGUGAUGUAAGGUGAGAAAUACAUUAGUGCAGUUUUGUUUUCCUGGCAUAAAUAUUUUUUUUCUAUAAGUAAUUACAUUUAUAAACAUAUAUGAUAUAUAAAUGAUCAACAAUGUGUGCAGGUGAUGUGAGGAAAAAAAAAACAUAAAAUGAGGCUUUUAUCUCCAUUACGGCUGCAAAGUGAUCAAAAACCAACUAAAUCAAAUUAACCCAGAUUGAUAAAAGGAUCCCGGACGAGCCCCCAAAUUAUGUCAUGCCACUUUUAUGUAUAGGUGACCUAGAGGAGCAUGAUAUAAACAAUUGAGUCUCUUACUCUUUUGUGUUGUUUUGUUAUAAAUAUUUUUUUUAUUUUUAUAGGUAACUACAUUUAAGUAUACAAAUAUAUUGUAUAUAAAAUAAUCAGAUUACAUAUAAAAUAUUUUUUUAAAGUGGGGGUUUCCUCUGACAUCUUGCUGCACAAACAUUUUUUAAAUCCAGGUGCACGCUGUACAUGUUCUAUUGGUCCAAAUAAGCCAGUAGUUGCAGAAAAACAACUGAUUGGAGUGGAGGACCUUCACACAAGCUCCAUUCUGAGCUCUGAUUGGCUGACAUCACCGUGUCGAGUGUUCUGAUUGGUCGAGGCGUCCUCGCGUGCCAGCAUUGAUGUUCAGCCACUGGUCCUGAUGCUGUGACAAUGGGAGUCCUCCAGAUCUUCCUCCUCUGCACCGACAGUGUUUAAGCGGCCAAACAGACUCGCGGGGCUAAAGUUGAAGGUUCAGACGGGAGGCCGGACAGGAACCCGAGAGGAGGCGGCUUCUGCUAAUGCUCUGAACGGAAAGAGCGGCUCUGGCUUCCUCCAACGGUCCGAUGAUGGGAGUGUUCAGCCGGCAGAAGUUUUUCCAGGAGCUCACUCACGGCUGCCUGCUGCCGACAGCUCAGCAGGGCCUGGAGCAAGUGUGGCAGCUGCUGGUUAUCUGCCUGCUCUGUCGGCUGCUCUGGAUGUUUGGUCUUCCUGCUUUUGUGAAGCAUCUGGGCACGGUGGCUGGAGGUUUCUACACCCUUUACCUGUUCUUUGAGCUGCACAUGAUCUGGGUGGUGCUGCUCAGCCUUCUCUGCUACCUCUUUCUCUUUCUGUGUCGUCACUCCACCAUCCGAGGGACCUUCCUCUCCAUCACCGUGCUCAUUUACCUUCUGCUGGGAGAACUUCACAUGAUGGAUACUACCAACUGGCACAAGAUGAGAGGAUCACAGAUGGUGGUGGCCAUGAAGGCCAUCUCUCUGGCGUUUGAUUUGGACCGAGGCGUGGUGACCAGCGUCCCCUCACCCAUCGAGUUCAUGGGCUACAUUUACUUUGUGGGCACCGUCAUCUUCGGGCCCUGGAUCAGCUUCAGCAGCUACAAAGAAGCUCUAGAAGGACGUAAGCUGAGCUUUCAGUGGCUUCUAAAAGUGUCAGUUAGUUGGAUCAAGAGCCAAAUCUGCCUGGUUAUUUCCAACUGUGUGGCGCCCUACCUGUUCCCCUAUUUCAUACCUGUCUAUGGAGACAAGCUGUUAAGAAGCAAGAAGAGGAGGAAGGUCAGAGGGACGCUGGCAAAGUGGCUGCUGGCGUAUGAGAACACAAUGUCUUUCCACUUCAGCAAUUAUUUUGUCGGCUACUUGAGCGAGACUACGACGACGCUGGCAGGGGCGGGCUUCUCUGAGGAGAAAGAGAACCUCAAAUGGGACAUGAGUGUCUCCAAGCCGCUCAGCAUAGAGUUUCCCCGCUCCACGGUGGAGGUCGUGACAUCAUGGAAUCUGCCCAUGUCUCGCUUUCUGCACACCUAUGUUUUUAAAAGUGCGCUCAGAUUUGGGACCUUCUCUGCAGUCAUGUUGACAUAUGCAGCCUGCGCCCUUCUGCAUGGUUUAAGUUUCCAUCUCGGGGCAGUGCUGAUAUCUCUGGGCUUCAUUACAUACAUUGAACACGCAUUGCGGAAGAGGCUUGCAGUCAUCUUUAAUGCAUGUGUGCUGUCAAAGAAAUGUUAUCCAAGCUGCAAACACAAGAACAAAAAGGAGCUAUGGGUGUACAUGAUUAACAUAGCAUUCAGUGCUUUAGCCAUUCUUCACAUGACCUACCUGGGCUCUGUGUUCAACUCCAGCGAGGAUUACAUGGAAGAAGAUGAGGACGAGAUCACCCAUCACACCGUUCAGAAGUGGUCCGAGCUGAGCUGGACCAGUCACUGGGUCACUUUUGGAUGCUGGAUAUUUUACCGCCUCCUUCUGUAAAAGUAAGCGAUGAAACUGGAGUGAAGGAAGCAAUAAUCAAGAGAAGAGAAGCAGGUUUUCCACUUCUGCACUGUGACUUUACCCUCCAUCAGACCCAAGAGUACACACGCAGUAUGUAGUGUUUAAGUCGGGUUACACAUCGACUGGGUAAUUUCCUCUUCAUGCCUGGUGGGGGACUGGUUUUGAUAUACAUGAGACGACAGCAUGUGGUGCCAUUUUUUUCUCUCUCUCUGUACCAUCCCCUUUGUAUCUGAGCCACAGUUAUCAAGCUCUCCUGUUGUGACAACAGUUACUGAUAUCUCACUGUGAGGGACAAUCAAUAGCUGUCAGCACAGUGGAGAUCAGCUGCUCCUUUCCUUAGAGAUGAGCUAGAGACUGUGAGACUGAAGUCCUCCAGAUGUUCUGUUCCUUCAUCCCAGCAGGUUUAGGACAAACUUAGUUACACUUUUUUACCUGAACCAAAAGCCAGAAAAAGGACGUUUUUCCUGACUCUCCAACUAUCAUUGUAAUCAUCCUUUUAACUACUUGGACGUAUAAAAAUGAAACCCCAUACAGUAUAAAUGUGGGUCGAUAUCUGUUUUACAAAAACUGCAUCAAAACGCUAAAGUCAGAGGUGGGAAAUGGACAAUUAUUGCACAACAGCAGCUUCUGGAAGCACCUUUUGUUUUCUUUAGAGUAAAUAUUGAUUAUUUUUUUAGCAUUUUUUAGAGCUAAAAGUAAGUCAUCUGAAUCAAUUUGAACUUAGGAAAGCAAUAUCCAUUCAUCAAAUUCACAAAUGUAUUUAUUUUGAAAGAAAUUUUUCAAUUUUAUCCAGCAAGAAACUCCUUUUCUGUUUAUUUUUAUUUAAAGAAUCCAAAAUUACACUAUCAAAAGUUGGACCUUUCUUCAGUUUACAUCACUGUUUAUAUGAAAUGAGUUUUUAAAACAAAAAUAAUUUUAGAAUAAAUAUUUGACAAAUUAACUGUUUAAAUUAAGACAAAUUGUUGACUUGUGAAAUGAAAUGUAGUAGUUUGCAAUGUGAUAACCAGUCUGAUAUUUUAAUUACAUAAUUUUCUGUUUGAAAUCCUUUAAAUUUACAGUAUUUUGUUUGCAUACAGCUCUCCUCAUCCCCAAACACAGUGUUUUGUUACUUUUUCAGCUAUUCUUUUUGUUGAUAUGCAUAUCUGAACCACUUUUUUUACCUUUCAGACAUAAAGUUUCAUAUCUGAUUCCUAAAUCUGUUGUAAAGAGACAUUUAUGGUAAAGUGUGUCCAUGUUCUGUUAAUGCAACUAGGCCGCAUCAUCACAUUCCUACCACUUUUAGAGAGAGGGACCUUCCCCCGGCCAACCCUUCAAAAUUCAGUAGUUGAAAUUCAAAGUAACUUAAAUUACUUUCGAACUAGACAAUAAAGUAAAUUAAACUUGAAAUAUGUAAGUAUUUGAUGUGCCAAGAGAUCCUUACAGAACGGUUUCUGGGCUUUUCUGCAAUUCUGAUUUAAAGUUAAUUACUUUCAGCUUCACAUUUUCUGUUUUUAUACUUCAAAACUCAAAAUUCAUACAUGAUCAUAAGUGGAAUGACUCAAAUGUGUAUUUUUUUUCCUUAAACACUUAAAAACCUGUUUUACUGUAAAGGAUGGAUUCUGAAUUAUUUAAAAAUAAUUUUCUAAGCUUAAAAUAGAUGUCAUUUUCUAAGAUUUAAAUAUUGUUCAUAAGUUUUAGAUUUCUGCACACACCUGAAUUCUUCAAAAUAGUAAAAUGUCAAGUUUGAUGGCACUCACACCUCCAUAAUUUAGGUUAUUCUUAGAUAUUAAUUCAUUCUCCUGUCAAUGAUUUUUAUCCAAUAUAAACAAAUUGAAGAUUACACUGAACUGAUUUUCAGUAGUCCUUCAUUUGAUUUAGUUUGUGUCAGAACUCAACCAAAGAAAGGAGCAAACAGAUUGUUUUGUCACUUUCUUUUUCACGUGGAAUCUAAUAUAAAACAUUAGUAAAAAUGACAGAAAAUAUGUCAAACAUUCAUUAGCAAAUAAGCAAAAAAGUCAGACUCCAACUAUAUUGUUUUAUGUUGUAAAAUCGUUCUUAGUAGUCCUUUAAUUAUGUAGUUUUUAGCCAAAACAAAAAUUUUCAUAUAUAU
Messenger RNA from Oryzias melastigma (Indian medaka), 4588 nucleotides. Its product is annotated as protein-serine O-palmitoleoyltransferase porcupine. NCBI's taxonomy places the organism in Eukaryota, Metazoa, Chordata, Actinopteri, Beloniformes, Adrianichthyidae. Bases 1087 to 2478 code for a protein of 463 amino acids. Gene Ontology annotation, cellular component: membrane; endoplasmic reticulum. The record is from RefSeq and is a predicted model, not a curated record. Gene Ontology annotation, biological process: lipid modification; protein palmitoylation; canonical Wnt signaling pathway. The transcript is spliced from 15 exons. Gene Ontology annotation, molecular function: Wnt-protein binding; palmitoleoyltransferase activity.